This is a messenger RNA of Stylophora pistillata, 1118 nucleotides long. RefSeq lists its product as uncharacterized. Lineage: Eukaryota; Metazoa; Cnidaria; Anthozoa; Scleractinia; Pocilloporidae. The record is from RefSeq and is a predicted model, not a curated record.
ACAAAAAGCAUCGUAAUGAAAUGGGGAGGCGGAGGCCGGAAGGUAGAUAACCAUGAGAACAAGACUGCUGAGGGUCAAUCUGCAUGUAAGAGGACUGAAGAACCAACAGCGCUUACGCGGGACAUGAAGGAGAUGAACGCAUCAAAGCUUGUUUACAUCGCAUUCUACUCACUUCUAGCCGCGAAAUUUGGGCAGUCAAUCCACUGCUACUCAUGUGAUCCUUAUGAAACAGAUGCCGCUAAUUCAUCAAAUUUCUGCGAGACUCACUCAAGAGUUAAAGACUGCUCGGAACAUCCUGAAUUCGGAGAACAUUACGACUCUUGCUUCACUCAAGUGAUUUACAAUCACGGUAAGACAAUUGCCAAAGUUAAAGAAUGCGCUUUUUCAAGUGGUUGCGAAGAGCUGGAGCAAAUUCUAUGCACGGACAUCGUGGAUGGGUCGGGAAAACCUUCGCCGCAAAAUUGUUGGGUGGAUUGUUGUCAAGAUGACUUUUGCAACACAGAUCCCGUAGACAGUCCAGGCUACGUUAAACGCAGACAGGCUGAGAGGAGUGAAGUUGCGCAUGUGCGUUCUAGGGGCAAUUUUGUGUUGAAGUCAGCAACGUUCGGUCCCGUGGUAACAAUCGCUUUCGUGGCUUUUCUUAAUGCGUUGAUUCCUUGGUGAAGCCUGCUUUGUGUUAAGAUUAAAGGUGGAUGGAAAGAAUGCUACGAUAGCGUGUUGGCUUCAAAGUAGAAGUUUCUUUACUCAGUUUCAAAGGUGUAAACAUUAUGGUGAUAUCAUGAAUGAAUUGCGAACCUCAUACAGCAAGUGACUAUGAUUAAUUUUUUCCCACAAAUUUCGAAAGAAAAUUGAACUGCGGUGUGCACAGAGAUUGUAAGUCACGUGCCUCCCCUAUUUGUAGGGCACGUGGCCCCCACAUGUGGUCACGUAGCGUCAUGUUAGAUAGACCCGAAGAGCUGACCUGAAGUGGAUUGUAAGAACUGUAAACAUUGUAUAUUCUCUGAGCUGAUAUAGCUUUAUAAACGAUUGAACAGUCUAUGCAAUAUAUAUAUGGCGUAAUUAAGAUCGAAACUAAUUUUUGUGUUUUUGAAUUAAAUGCUUUUAUUGGUUUAAUUCAA